Molecule: messenger RNA, 1302 nt
Organism: Penicillium canariense
Lineage: Eukaryota; Fungi; Ascomycota; Eurotiomycetes; Eurotiales; Aspergillaceae
Product: acyltransferase family protein
Exons: 1
Coding region: 1-1302 (433 amino acids)
Biological process (GO): polysaccharide biosynthetic process
Cellular component (GO): membrane
Molecular function (GO): acyltransferase activity, transferring groups other than amino-acyl groups
Source: RefSeq, a predicted model, not a curated record
AUGGACCGCACCACCUGGCUCGAUGGCCUCCGGGGCAUCGCAGCGGCCAUCGUCGCGACGGAUCACUAUUUCAUGGGUAGCGUUUUAGACCAUGCCUUCCUCUCGUUCUGGACCGAUCCGCCCGAGGAAAAUCGGCGGCUCAUCCAACUACCUCCUAUUCGCCUCCUUUUCGCGGCCCACGCGAUGGUCCCGAUGUUCCUGGUGAUCUCGGGCUACGCGAUCUCUAUCAACCUUCUACGACUUCGAAAUAGCAACGACAGCAAUUUUGUACGUCGUCUUUCUUCCGCCGUCAGCCGACGAAUUUUCCGCAUCUAUCUGCCGGUCUUUGUCAUCGCGGUCAUAUCCCAGCUUCUGUUCUUUUGUAAUCUCUACCAAUGGAACUUUGGUGAUGAAAUCGUCAGGGGCAGGAAACCUUGGACUGCGCCAUGGCUGCACAUCACCUACGUCUUUCGUUAUAUGAUCGACAUCAUGAACAUCAUCAAUCUUCAAGGGAACUCUGGCUUGAGCAGCCAGCUCUGGACGAUGCCUGUGGAAUUCCGAGGAUCUUGUAUCGUCUAUGUCACAGUCUUGGGACUAGCAUUCUGGAGGCCGCAGCUCCGACGCAUUGCGCUGGCAUGCCUAACCACCUACUGGUUCUAUUUUGGGCUAUGGGAAGUCUUUGCCUUCUUGGCCGGUCUAUACCUAGCUGAGAUGCGGUUAUUGUCAGGAGCAAGUUCGUCAGAUGAGGAACCAAAAUUGCCCUUCCAUUCCCUAACAGAUUGGACGUCACAUUUCAAGUCCGUCAAUUUUUCGACAAUCUGGAAAUAUUCUUGCUUCAUUUUCGGGAUUUACCUGGUUUGUCUUAGUGACGGUGGUGAAUUACCACCUGACUACCGAUUCCUCAAAUUCGUCGAAUCUUCGCGCUGGGAGAACGACUGGUGGGUUGUGAGCAGAUGCUGGAAGACGGCAGGUUCCGUUCUUGUGGUUUAUGCCAUCAGCCAAUUACCCCGUCUCCAGCGUCCGCUAAAUUCAUGGCCGAUGCAGUAUCUGGGGAAGAUCUCAUUCUCGCUCUACCUUGUGCAUCAAACUGUCUACCAUCUUGUGCGUGACCCUGUGAGAAACUUCCUGUGGUUUAUUGCCACCAGAGAGCCUUAUUCCGAGAACUCCAGGCAGUAUACAGUGCCGUUUGCAUUUUCAUGGUUGGCGGGAUACGUAAUCAUGUCUGCAAUCAACCUGUAUGUGGCACACUUGUACACGAAGUAUGUCGACGAGCGCUGCGUGCAGAUUGCACAAAGGAUCGAUAGGUGGUUUACUCGGCAAUAA